ACUCGCCGGCGACGGCUGAUGACGCAAGAGCCCGCUCUCACUUUUCAGCGGCAGGCGAAGGGGGCUGAGGAAAGGAGGUGGGUCUAGGUAGGGGAAGUUGGGGUGCCACCAGACGGAGACAGCUUGGACAACCAGAAUCAAGCACUCUUUUGGAAGAGGGUAAUCUCUCUCCAAAAACUGAGGACACUUACCUUCCCCAUAUAUUGAGUCCAGCUGUGUUUGGUGGCCCAGGUACUAAUUUCAAGAUGCCAGGACGUUCCAGUUCAAAUUCAGGUUCAACUGGUUUCAUCUCCUUCAGUGGUGUAGAGUCUGCUCUCUCCUCCUUGAAAAACUUCCAAGCCUGUAUCAACUCUGGUAUGGACACAGCUUCUAGUGUUGCUUUGGAUCUUGUGGAAAGUCAGACUGAAGUGAGUAGUGAAUAUAGUAUGGACAAGGCAAUGGUUGAAUUUGCUACAUUGGAUCGGCAACUAAACCAUUAUGUAAAGGCUGUUCAAUCUACAAUAAAUCAUGUGAAAGAAGAACGUCCAGAAAAAAUACCAGAUUUAAAAUUAUUGGUAGAGAAGAAAUUUUUGGCUUUACAGAGCAAGAAUUCUGAUGCAGACUUUCAAAAUAAUGAAAAAUUUGUACAGUUUAAACAACAGCUGAAAGAACUAAAGAAGCAAUGUGGUCUUCAAGCUGACAGAGAAGCUGACGGAACAGAAGGAGUGGAUGAAGAUAUAAUUGUGACCCAAAGUCAGACCAACUUCACCUGCCCCAUUACAAAGGAGGAAAUGAAGAAGCCAGUGAAAAAUAAAGUGUGUGGCCACACCUAUGAAGAGGACGCCAUUGUUCGCAUGAUUGAGUCCAGGCAAAAGCGGAAGAAAAAGGCCUACGAAAUGCUCUGCCCGGGUAGUGCCUGGAGGUGGGGACCCAGCCGCUCCUGCGAGGCCUGAAGGGCUGACUCCUGCACAGCGAUGAUGCGGCAGCUGAAGAUCGGGUAUUGCCACACUGAACUCGCUCACCAAGAUGUCGUGGGAUUAAUGCCGAAUGCUUACGGAGACAGUUGUUUCUCCAGAGGAGGCAUGCCCUGAUUCAGCACUGUGGCAUGAUGGCCUUCUCUUAUCCUUUCUGCUUUAAAAACUUGUGUUUAUUGGAGAUGAAGGAGAAACAAGGUCCUUCCCAGUUCCAGCAUCAACCUCGCCUCCAGGAAGUCUUCCCUGAGCCCUUAUUCAUGCUGGACAAAAUGUCGUUAGCACCCCAUGUCAUGCCAACAUUGUCGGUGCAGCUGGCUCCUCUCCACGAGCUUCUUGAGAGCGGAAGCUGUGGACUAGGGCAGGGACUGGUGCACGGCAGGACCUGAAGUGAACUCCCCAGUCCUUGACACACAUCAGCCUGCUUAUUUCUCAGCCUUAUUGGACAGGCUUGUCCUCUGCCUUCAUGUUCUUAAAGGGAAAAACUGAGGCACAGAGAAUUUAGUCACUUACCCAGAGUGACACAGCCGGGGGUUUAAGCCCAGGUCUUUCUCACUCUUGAGCCUGCAAUUCUGUCAGUAGGCCAUCCAGCUCCCCUUGGGAGGGCUAUUUGGUUCAUGCCUCUGCCAUCAGAGUCUAUCUCCUCAGUGAGUUCAGACCUUGUUUGACAUGGCUCACCCUGGGAUCCAUCCCACUGAAGUGAAGGUGGGCGCCUGCUCUGCAGCUGAGUGUGUGGUUAAGUCCAUCAGACAUUCUCAGCAUGCUCUCAUGCACUGACUAAAACCAUGAUGUCAUCAGGAAGUCCUCCCCACCUCACUCUCCACUUCCCUCUCCACUGCUUAUUCACUGUCUGGCUAUGAGAGUUAAGGCCUUUGCUGGGUAGAAUGGAAGAGACCAAGGCCAGGCAGUCCAAAGCAGAUAUUCAGGGUUAUGUUUUAAGGGAGGGUCAUCCCAGCAACCUACUUGGAGUUGCAUUUCAAUGUCAUGGAAGCCAAAGUUAUGAUACUUGGCUUUUCUAGUCACAAAAGUGUCUGUAUCCUCUUCAUGAUCUUAGCUGCUUAUUUUCAUACUUACAGACAUAAUUCACCAGGCACGGUGGCUCAUGCCUGUAAUCCCAGCGCUUUGGGAGGCCAAGGCAGGUGGAUCACUUGAGCUCAGGAGUUCAGGACCAGCCUGGGAAACAUGGUGAAGCUCUGUCUCUACCAAAAAUUUUUUAAAAAUUAGCCAGGCGUGAUGGUAUGCGCCUGUGGGCCCAGCUACUCAGGAGGCUGAGGUGGGAGGAUUGCUUGAGCCUGGGAGGCAGAGGUCACAGUAAGCAGAGAUAGUGCCACUCCAGCCUGGGUGACAGAAUGAGACCCUGUC
Messenger RNA from Pan troglodytes (chimpanzee), 2312 nucleotides. RefSeq names its product NSE2 (MMS21) homolog, SMC5-SMC6 complex SUMO ligase (gene NSMCE2). The coding region runs from base 246 to 932 and encodes 228 amino acids. The transcript has 8 exons. Lineage: Eukaryota; Metazoa; Chordata; Mammalia; Primates; Hominidae. Gene Ontology annotation, biological process: double-strand break repair via homologous recombination; protein sumoylation. Gene Ontology annotation, cellular component: nucleus; Smc5-Smc6 complex. The record is from RefSeq and is a predicted model, not a curated record. Gene Ontology annotation, molecular function: zinc ion binding; SUMO ligase activity.